This is a messenger RNA of Pestalotiopsis fici W106-1, 549 nucleotides long. RefSeq lists its product as uncharacterized. The transcript has 2 exons. The coding region runs from base 1 to 549 and encodes 182 amino acids. Lineage: Eukaryota; Fungi; Ascomycota; Sordariomycetes; Amphisphaeriales; Sporocadaceae. The record is from RefSeq and is a predicted model, not a curated record.
AUGGGCGACUCCAGCAACCACAUGGAGUGGUUGCGUGAACGCUUCUUCCAACAGCUUCACCUUUACCCCUCAAAUGACGGGCGAUACAGCCGAUUCAAAUCCAUUUGCGCCGACCUAUCCAUUUAUGAGCGGAAUCUUUUGCUCGAGGAGUGGGGAGCAAGACUGUCCGACCAGCAGAACCAAUCAGAUUCCGAUCAUUCUAGAUGGGCUCACGUGAAUGAUCUCGGCUGGUAUCAGAUCUUUGAUGAUGAGGGUGAUGAGGACUUUAGUCGUUUCAAGCGUGAUGAAGAAGAAGAAGAAGAAGAAGAAGAUUUCAGCCACCCUGAAGCGGAUUCCGACAUGCCAGAGGUUGAUACCGAGAAUGGAGCCAACUUGACAUCGGUGUCUGAACCCAUUGUGCCUGGAGAUACUGCUCAAGAUGAGUCCAAAACGUUAACUGAAGCUGGAGCGGGCAACAACUCGGAACAUCAGCGUCAGAGUCCCGGAUUACCUGUUGAACUAACACGGCCCACUCGAAGCGACUCCCAGCGAGCUAAAGGAUCUUCCUAA